AUGCUCAAAGGAAGUGAUAAUUCGUUGGGUACGAGGGCCUUGCCCGAAAAGGAUAAAUCAGUAAAUAUAUCUACGAACUCGUUCUGCCAAAUUUCGGACCUGGAGCCGUUUUUUCCGGUCACGUUAUCAGACGUAUCGCUUUUCGGCGACUCGGAAGUCGAAGCCGACGGCGGCCAUAAGUUUCAACGUACGUUGGCCAUCAUCAAGCCGGAAGCCGUCCAUCUCAUGUACAAGAUCGAGUGCGUAAUGGAACGAAACGGAUUCAUCGUCAUAAGGGUUCGCACAACAAUAUCUACUUAAUAUUAGACAAUUCUCACUUACACGAUAUUUUAAAAUAUCUCAUAAUUAGUGUAUUAUAAGUGAAUAUCACACAGGCACACUAUGUGAACAAAUAAAAAACAAUUAUUUUGUUGAUGACCAACGUUUUUAAUGAGUUUUUUAUAGGAUUUAAGGCACGAAUGACUAGAAAAUACAGAGAUUUCUAUCGCGAAUGUACUUCACGGCAAAUUUAUCAUUUUCAAUAUACGUAUAGGCUAUUACAAUUGGUUUCACCAAUACAUAAAUAUAUAAAUAUAAAUAAUACUAUAUAUUAUUUUCAUGUCACCCUUCAACUCAAUAAUUACCUAUUCCCAUCCUUUUCCAAUAAGCAGUAAUAUAUAAAAUCUUCUUUUCUACAUCUAAUCAAUAAAGCUGGGCUUUUAAAAAGCUGAUCUGCAUCUUGCUCCUCGCCACAUUCAUAUUUUCUGUUAUCUUUUAUUCUCUAUUUGACCACAUUGUUUGCUAUUCUUUAUAUCUCGUUUCAUAGUCUAUUUAUCACAUCUUCCAUGUUAUCCAUGUUAAAGUGGUGUGGAGCUUUCUUUCGGAUACUUUCAUAUCUAUACAUUGUGCUUUUUCGUAUUCUUCUUCUAUAUACCUAUUUUUAUAACUUCAUAUAUUUGUGAUAACUUAUAAGCCUUUAGAAAGAUUUUCCUCGGCUUAAGUCGGCUUUCCGUGAUACCAUUUCCAUAUCAGAGAUUUCUUAUGUCUCAUUUGUUUUGUUUUCUAUCUGCCCUUGCUGCCGUCUCUUGUCCUAUGUUUAGGGGUACUAUCCUGCAUUCUAUUACACUUAGAAUUGUCUUAACUGGGCUCGGCCUUAAGGUACGGUUUUCUAAGUGAAGUUGGUCACCACGGCCGACCUUCGACUUUACUAAUCAAGUGUUAUUUCCGUAUUGUGGUUUUCUAGUAGUCUGGCGACUGAGCGUCGGCCACGGCGAUCGACAAUUAUCUAUUCUUAGAGUACAUGUUCACAAUCAUACACAGUUUUUACGGUAUUAACACUGAUAACCGUGGUACGCAUGUAUUUGAAUUUGAUUAUUAAUGAUUUUUAGGGAAAUAGUAAACUCAAUCACUCAUAAUAAAAACGCAGAGGGUAGAUGCAUAUUAUUAUAUUUCAUAGUGUAAAUUUCACAUUUUUUAGUGCACAAAGUGUUUUAUAGUCGGGAGCAAAAUGAAAACAAAAUUUAGGCCGGAAGAUUAAAAUUUACCCAGGCCACCUAAAAAUACAUAGGUACCUACCAAACAAAUUUUAAUUACAUAUUAAUUUAAAUCACAGAAAGAAGUGUUACGCUUAACCAGGGAACUGGUUGCCGAGUUCUACAGAGAGCACGCGCUCGAAUUGUACUUUCCCCGGCUCGUCGACCACAUGUCUGGCAAACCGGUGGCCGUGUACAUACUGUCCAAGAAAAACUGCGUGGACGAAUGGCGGCGGCUGAUCGGACCAGCAGAUGUACGGCUUGCUAGACGUGACUUUCCUGUCAGCCUGCGAGCCAUCUUUAGCACGAAACAUGCGACGGAUUGUGUGGCCAAUGUGCUUCACGGCAGUGAUUCUCUGGAAGCUGCAAAAAGGGAAAUCAGUUUCUUCUUUCCAAGCAGUACGUAAACACUCACAGUCGUGUCAUCCCCAUAUAAAACUAAAAUGCCCAAAAGCACAAAAAGCAAAAGCACUAUAAGCACAGGGAGAGCUAAUCCCUCAUAAAAUUAUUUAACGUUCUCAAAAAACUAUUUUCUAUUAAAAAAUGAACAAUUACUUGUACUACUUCGGAUUUUUAAGAAAAAUAAGGAAAUACUUAUUGGGUGAGAAGUUAAAAAAUUAGGAUAUAAUAUAUCCUACUCUUCUAGAGUAAUAUUACUCUAUAUUAUAAAGUAAUAUUUCAGUUUUAUCUGUGUAGGCAAUGAAAUGAUUUAUCAUUAUAAAUCAUUUCGAAAAGUAUUUCAAAUACGGUUUGAUAUGCUUUUUAUGAUUUCCAUCAAAAUUAGAACUUUAAACCCUUUAAAAAAAAUCAUAACUACGUAUUUUCAAUACUUUUAUUGUGCCAUAAAAACAACUUAUGAUGAACCUUAAAUCACAUUUUCAAGCACUUUUGAAAAUCUAAAAAUUGUUAUCAAAAUAAAACUCAAACAUUUCCAAUGGGUUUAACUAACACAAAAAUCACUAAAAUAUUACCACGUCUAUAAAGGGAUAAUACGAAUAUAAAUAAAAAUAACCUGAAGACCUUGUAGAGGCAUGCAUAUUUCAGGUCUCUACUCCUUAAGUUAAUGAUUAGAAUUUAGAACAAAAUUUCUGAUAAAAAAUUACUUAGACAGAAAAAAAAAUGUAUUAAAGUCCAUUACAUUUUUCGCUAAGCACAGAAUCUAAAAAGCUUUUAAUCUAGUUUAUGCUUAGGUAUGCCUCCUAAUAUAAGUUUUCUUCCAACGGUAAUUGUUAAACGAAAAUUCAUAAUUAUCCAAUAAUUAAAUUAUUAUUAUAAUAAUUGUUUAGUAAAAGUAGAUAUAAAUAUUUUUUAUCUAAAUCAAUGUAAUGCAUUUCAAAAAGUUUUCAAAUCUGUAUUAUAUGUUUACCCGGUGUUAGUCAAUUUUGUCAAUUUAGGACACUACCUAUGUUAUACACAUUUAUUACGCAGGUGCAUUUUUGACGAACUAAAUAGACAUAAAUACAUUUCACCAUUAAAAUAUAUAUAUUAAAUAAAUGCCGGUCAGUCAAUUGGAAUCUCGAAUUUUUUUAAAAGUUAGCACUGCUGUAAAACGCAUAUCAGCGUAUCAGCCAGUUAAAUCCAAUUUCUUUAUCGCAUCCUAGCCGCAUAGUGCAAUUCGUUUGUUCUCCGUUACUAAGAGUUACGACGUUUGUCUGUUUUUUGAUCCGGUAUAAAGAGGACCAACUUUAGCUGGUCUGAAAUAUAUCCCCGAUGGAUCCAAGACCACCCGGUAUUCCACCGUACACCUCAGUAAUGUUUGUUUUAUUUCACUUUAGCCAGUGUCUAUGUAGAUUAAUCUCCCCGUUAUUUGCUAAGUUUUGUUACUUAAUAUCUCUGUUUUUGAUAGAUAUAUAUAUUUUAGAUUCUGAGCUGAGUGAGGAAUGUAUUAUUUUUACAAUGAUAUUUAUUUUUAUUUAUUUUUUUUGUGGACAUUUUUUCUACCAGCAAUUUUACUCAGAUUUACAAUGCUAUACUGAAUCACUUUUUCUGAAAGGAAAUCUGACUGAGGAGGUAUUUUAGAAAGCUUAGAUUAGAUCGUACAAAGUAUGUCCGUAUCUUUUUCUCUUAUAUAUACCAGUUUGUUUAAUAUUAUGUAUAAAUUAUCAUUUCCUUUAAAACCAUGUAGUAUCAGUUAUCACGCUCCGAAUCUAAAACACACAUCAUAGUAUCCAAAUCUAAAAAAAAAAAAAAAAACAGAAUUUGAUUGUCUUUAUUAUUUCAGGAAAUAUUGCAAUAAAUCAACCUCCAUAUACACAUUUAUAUAUGUUUAGAAAUUUAUCGGCUCAAUUGAAAACAAUAAACAAAAUAACAAAAAUUUAUUACACUCAAAUUUCGUUCCGUGCAAUUGAUGUAUAGCUUUUUCUAUCACAUAAUAAUUAUUUUUUACCUACGAUUUUCGUCGCAAUUUAUAUAUGCCCGGGCAUGGUCGAUUUCUGCCAAAACGUACCUUUCCUUUCCCGCCAAUUCACAAAAUGAAAAAAAAUUUGUCUAAUAUUUGAAUAUUAAUGUAUAAUUGCUUACAUUACUAUUAUUAAUUAGAUAAAAAAACAAAUUAAAAAUCAUAAAGUUUUGUCUUUUUAUAUAUAUUGAUAAAAAUUGUGUUUAUUAUUUAUUAAAUACAAGAAAAAAAUAAUUUUUAUUACUCAUAACGGUUGUCUUACCAACAUUUUGUACACAAAAAAUAUCAAAAAUAUAAUUUCUUUUUUUAUUAUUGUUUAAGUUUAAACUUAUUAUUUGUAUUAUUAUUAUUAUAAAUUGUUUUUAUAAUACAAUAAUAAUAAUUUAUGAUACAAUCGUCCAUUAAUAUUCAAAUAUUAGACUAAAUUUUUUCUUUUAGUGAAAUAAGUACAAUAUUGGGGGAAAGGGGAAUCGACCAAUUUUAUUAUUUCGUGGAAAUGAGAAUCGGCCGAAAAGGGUACAUUUUUAGCAGAAACGGGUAACUUCCAUAUUCCCGACACCCGUUGUACCUACAUACCCUAACUUUUUUUUGACUUAGUAUAACCUACAAGUCAUUUAGGCUCUUCGCCUCCGUCUACCCUAACAUAUUGUUAAUAAUUUGUAUGUAUGUAUUUUUUUUUCGCAAUCCAAAGGCAAAGAAGAAAUAACCGAUCCAAACGACAUCGCUAAUUUUAUACAGUUAAAACUGAUGCCAACAAUAGCUGAAGGUCUAUCGGAAAUGGCAAGAGAACAUCCAUUAGAUCAGUUGAGGUGGUUUGCAAAUUGGUUAAAAACCAAAACUUUACCGGUAUAA
Molecule: messenger RNA, 4761 nt
Organism: Cinara cedri
Lineage: Eukaryota; Metazoa; Arthropoda; Insecta; Hemiptera; Aphididae
Source: the annotation of a GenBank genome assembly